UACUUGGAUGUAACCCAAGGUUUAUAUCUGUACUACUAUCUAACGCCCCAGGUUUAUAUUUUCGGGACAUACCCAAUCAUCAAAUGUUAUUUUUAAGCAAGACUCACCUCCUACAUCUUCUCCUUUCCACUUUUGUUUGAAGAUAUUAUCUUAUUGUAUACCCUAUUCACAAGCUCAAGAUGUCAGAUCUUGACUUUUCUCAUUUAUCACCUACCAAUCUUGAGAUUGCCCUGGAUAGUCCCGCCCUUACGCCACCGGACGGUGUUAAUCCGAACUUCGAACACCCAGUGAAUAAGAACACCGUCUCUCUAGUUGCAAUAUUUAUCUGCUUGGUGGUAGGAUCAACCUUCCUGGGUGUUGGAAUGUACAUGAAAUUUUUUAAGAUGAGACAGCAACAUAUUGGAGACUAUUUAAUGAUUUUAGCAUACCCAUUUUGGGUGAUUACAGCCGUGGGGUCCCUGCGUCGGAUAUUUGGAGCUACGGGAAUCUUUAUACAUCAGUGGGAUUUUCGCGGAAGGGAUAUAGCUGAAUAUAUCAAGGUCGUCUUUAUGGGUAUGUGCUUCUGGGCUGCCGGCACCGCGCUGAUGAAGUCGGCCAUCCUUCUUGAAUGGAUGCACAUAUUCUCUGCCGCAAAUACACGGACCAUUUUCCAUCGGAGUUGCAAAAUCUUGCUUAUAUUUACUCCUUUAUUUUACGCCUCCCUUAUAAUUGCCCUAAAUUUAUCUUGCACCCCUUAUCGAAGGAUCUGGGAUAAAACUGUGCCGGGAACCUGCAUCGACCUAAAGGCCAUCAAUGUUGCUGCCACUGCCACUAACAUCGUACUCGACAUCGCCAUUUUGAUAUUACCACAAAGGAUCAUCUGGAAAUUGAAAAUGUCGAACGCUAAAAAGUUUGGCCUUUCUGCAGUUUUCGCCGUUGGUAUCUUUGCCUGUAUUGCCGCGAUAUGCCUUUUCGCGUCCAUGAUUAAUUGGGUCGAGUCAAAUGACUUAACCUAUCAUUACUCCGCAGUGGCGCUUUGGGCCGUUGCUGAAUCGACAUGCGGUACAAUGAUAUUCUGCGCACCCGUGAUACCAAAGCUAUUUCGGGGCUUUAAACUCAAGUGGGCUUCUGCAGUUAUCCCCUGGGCGAGCUCGCAUGUCUCCUACUGGGUUAGACGCCCUGCAAGAAAGAGUGAAGACAUAUGGACGCCUGCAGGGCUCGGAUCAGAUACCCGCCAAUACCGCCACAUUGACGAGUCAAACUCCACGGGUUUAGGCAGAUUUGAGACUGCCAGGCCUACAGAUCAGCAAUACGGAAUCGUCUGCACCACUGACAUUCGGGUAACAGAAAGUCGUGAUGAGGAUUUUCUAACAGACCAACAGGGUAAACAGAGGCCAUGGCUUCCCAGCAUUAAGGAGAAUCGAGUAUAAUGAGAAAAUACGCCUUGAUCCUCAUGUUACUCUAAAAGAAUGCUUUGAGAUUUAAUAGGCUUUAUGUGGUUUUUAGAGUUGUACUGAGUAGAUCUUUAGGAGAUAUCCUUCGCAUUCAUGUCAUAUCCCAAUCACUUAAUAUCAUAUCUUACCAAGUUUGGAUCUGAAA
Daldinia loculata is the source of this 1578-nucleotide messenger RNA. RefSeq lists its product as uncharacterized. The transcript is spliced from 6 exons. NCBI's taxonomy places the organism in Eukaryota, Fungi, Ascomycota, Sordariomycetes, Xylariales, Hypoxylaceae. The record is from RefSeq and is a predicted model, not a curated record. The coding region runs from base 180 to 1409 and encodes 409 amino acids.